Messenger RNA from Alnus glutinosa, 724 nucleotides. RefSeq lists its product as uncharacterized. The transcript has a single exon. Lineage: Eukaryota; Viridiplantae; Streptophyta; Magnoliopsida; Fagales; Betulaceae. The record is from RefSeq and is a predicted model, not a curated record. Bases 109 to 393 code for a protein of 94 amino acids.
UUUUUGCUAUAACUUCGAUCAUUUGUUAUUUCACCUGAAUUUUAACCUCGACUUUUCUCUCAUCCGACCAGAUUCAAACUGAUCAGUUUUAACUUUAAGAUCGAGAAAAUGAUGAUGAUGGACAUCAGCUUAAGCGCCGACAACAUGCUGAUGAAAGUCGCCCUGUUUGUUCUAGUCCAGGCGUUGGUGUAUCUCAUCCUUUCCAAGUCGUCGACCAUCUUCUCCAAAACAGACAAGAGAUCGCUCAGUUUUAGAUCAGCUCGCUCCGUCAGUAUUAACCGAAUUCUUGCAUUUAUUAGCGACAUGCCUACCGGUGGCGAGCUUUCUCCGGCAUCAAGGAGCCUGCAGUCUCCAACCCAAGAAAAUUCAAGGGCUCAUGUUCACUCCUCCUAGGCUUAUCGUUAAUUUGCUGGUUGUUGGUUUUGGUUGUCGACUUGUCGUUGCAGAUUGAUCGAUGGCACAAAACGUUGCAGUUGGCUUUUUAUAAUUGUAAGAUUGAGUACUGUAUUUAAUUUAUUUGUGUUUGUGUGUAUACGGGAUUAAUUGGAGCGAUUCUUUUGUUCUUUGAUCGAUCUGUACUGGAUAAACCCAAUUGUUGUGGGUUUGUGAAAUGUUUGUUUGAUCAGCACCAAGUGUUUGUUUUUUGGUGAUCAUAUAUUAAUUCAUAUGCCAAUAUUGAUUCAUUGGCCGGAGACGGAUAAUAAUAUAUAAAUUUUUUUGAUUA